Symbiodinium sp. CCMP2592 is the source of this 3702-nucleotide messenger RNA. Lineage: Eukaryota; Dinophyceae; Suessiales; Symbiodiniaceae. The record is from the annotation of a GenBank genome assembly.
GAGGGCAUGGCCAAGAGUGUUAUGGCAGAACUGCUUCAUUUGCAGGCAGUGGCGAUUGCGUUAGCAGACGGCGCCCACCUCUACACCCUGCGGGAGAUGAACCGGAAAUUUCUUGUCAAGUGUUUCGAUCACUUACCUCGGGAUGGGGGGUUGAGAGUGCCGAACAGAUUGGAGGCCGAGAAUGCAGAGAAACAGCUUUGGCAACAGAUCGCGGUCUUGUUCAAUGAAGAGAACUGGACAAUGGAUCAGGCGAUACGCGAGGUUGUCGUGGCUCGCAACGAGAUUCACGUUUUGCUCAUGCCGAGGGCCGUCGCGCCUAAAAUUCCGUGGCAACCGUGGACACCGCAUCGCAUCAAAGGCGAUGGCAAGCAGGGGACCCACGGCAAGGGCGGCAAAGGGGAUAAGGGCACUAAGGGCGGUUCUAAGGAUGGUAAAGGUUCCCAGCGUCAUACCUUGAUGAUCAAUGGCCUGCGAGUGGGUAGCGCCCUGACCAUGUUUUCUGAAGUCCCACCGGACUUAGCAAACAGUGCGGGCUCCAUGAAUUUGAAUGUCUCCGUUGGGGACUUUCAGGGGGGUGCAUUGUGGCUGGAGUCAGCAACAGGCACUUUAUGGCGCCAGCCACCAGGCAGCCAGCACUGGAUCAAGGGCGAAGAAGGAACGUUAGCCAAACUUGGUUUUCCGGAGGUAUCUCCGGCGCAACUUCCUCAUGUAUCGCAGACACAGGAGUCAGUUGCCACAUCAGCGGUUACUUCCACCGCGCCAAUCUCAGCCUUGCCACCGGUGGUGGCCACACAGCAGCGCCCUCUUUUCUUUUUGGAUCUUUUCGCUGGUGCAGGUGCACCACUUUGUCAGGAGGCCGCACCGUUUGCAAAUGCAUCACCUCCUUGCUGCGGAUACAGCAUUGUGAAGCAGUUCGAUGGCGGACCGCCACCAUGCCGCUCAUGGGAAUGCUUGGGAGGCUUUCCAUCCAAUAAUGCUGAAGCCCAGGAGCGUGUUCAGUCCAGCCACCUUCUGUUGUCUCGGGCAGUCAUGCUUCUGCACGCUGUGUUUCAGAGUGGUAAUCACGUAAGCUUAGAACAACCUCGUAACUCUAUGGCUUGGGCCGAGCCCGUGACCCAGGCCUUCUUGCUGGAAAUUGCGGCGGAUGUGAUUCAGGUUGCCGCUUGCAGCUAUGGUUCGAGCUAUGCAAAGUACUGGGCCUUCGCCACAAGUUGGCGACCUUUACAGCAGUUGCAAAGCACUUGCCAGCACGCGGCGGGUCAUCAUGAUGUCUUUCACGGCAAACGUGACGCCACAGGCCAGUUCGUGUCUCGGCACACAGCGGUGUUCCCUCCCAUGCUGUGCAAUGCGUUCAUGCAGGCCAUUAGCCCCUUGUUUCCAGCGAGUACGCAAGUUACCAGCUUCACAUCAUUGGAUCAGGCACUUUCGGCCAUGCCGGUGCGCCCCUUGAACGAUUUCCCGACUGGCCAACAGGAUGGCGGCGGUAUCUACAGCCAGCCCGACUGGACGUCUCCUCCGGCGGGACAAAAGGACACCUUCCGCCAGUUGCGCCAAGAUAUGUGGGGUUUUUUCAAAGAGCAUAAACUUUUUGAUCGCCUUCGCAAACAUGUCAGCGAGUCAUCGCAAGAGCCGCUCAUUCAGCAGCAUGAGCUCCCGGCAUUGCGAGCAAUUUGGGAAGCUUGGUUUAAAGCUCAGGGUUUCGCGGAUUCAAUUUCAUGGGAGGUCGCGCCCGACCAGCCUUACUGUCUUCAGGCCCUUGAGCUUCUGAGCAAGGCUCUUGACGACCGUGAUGUGGAGCUUUGGAAGGAUUUGCAGGCUGGGGUACCAACAGGUGUUGAUGGUGACAUCUCUAUGAGCAAUUGUUUCUUGCCUUCCCCAGCGAAUUUCAAUCCAGACGAUUUUGAUGUACAAGUGUGUUCGGGCAACUGGCCCGGGGCCAAUGAGGAGCCAGAAUUGCUGGCAGAACUUGUGCAAAAAGAGGUGGACAAGGGAUACGUGCACGUCUUCGAUUCUCUCGAAGAGGCCCAAGCCAAGUGGUCCCGGGUCGCUGUAGGCAAAGUAAAUGUAGUGAAAAGUGGUUCUAGAGAUCCUCGGUUAAUUGUCGACCCAUCGGUCAGUGGGGUUAACCCUAGCUGCCACCUGCCUGAGCGCUUUCUUCUCCCCGGUCUCGGGGACAUCAGGGCUGUGUAUCCCCUCAGGGGUGUGUCGGGCUGUAUAGCCGCAUGCACGUUAGACAUACAGGCCGCCCACAAAACCGUUCGGAUUCGGGCGAGUGAACAAGGAUUGCUUGGAUUUUCCGUGAACGGCAAAUACUAUUUUUAUAAAGUGGCACCAUUUGGAGGUUCUUUUUCAGCGUUGUGGUGGCAACGCGUAGCGGGCUUUUAUGUUCGCACCGGCCAUCGCCUGAUCUUCAUCAGCCACGUCCUACUUAUGUACGUGGACGACGCUUUACUCCUUCAGCACAGUUCGGCCAUCGAGUUUUCUGCGCUCUUGAUGGUGGCAUUGUCACAAUCGUUUGGCUACCCGAUCAGUUGGCGUAAGCUCCAGCUGGGGCCCAAGCUGGAAUACAUUGGGUGGCGGAUUAAUUUCCGUGCAGGGACGUUUUGUCUGCCUGAUUCUAAGGUGGCCAAACUUUUGCAAAGCCUGAUGCAAGUGCUCCGGUCCGAUCCUUGCACCAAGCGUGAUUUGCAGGCUCUUAUCGGUCUCCUUCACUGGGUGUUGCAGAUGUCGCCCGAGUUGCUACCGUGGCUGUGCUGCUUGUAUCACGACAUGUCUCGUCCCUUGGGCACAAAUUUUUCCUUGCAUGCAGGUGCCUGGCAACAGUUAGCAGAUACCUUGACUGAUGAUUUGCAUUUCCGCAAAUCGCCGCCAGGGUCGACCAUCCCCCCGGGGAGCAAAUUGCUGAGUGCACGCCAUGUGGAAAUCAAGUGCAAAGCGGAUUUGCGUCUGGUUAGGGCCACAGGCAAGCGGGUCUGGAUUCGUGUGGCGGAUGCAUCAUCCAGCAAGCGUCGGAUCAGCACGGUGAGCAGACAGUUCAUCAUGUUCUGGGUUCACUUUUGCAUGCGACCUCAGAUGCCCCGUUGCUUGUCUUUGCCACCUUUGGACUUUCAGUAUUCUUUAGCUGCUGACGCUUGUGCUAAAGGCAACGACAUUGGGAUUGGCGGAUGGGUUGAAUUGCCGAAUCAGCCCAUCGUCUGGUUCUCCGAGUGGUUUACGGUCCAAGACUUCCGUUCCCUGGGCUUGCCCAUGAAAGAUGAUGCUAAUUUGGACAUCACGGCGUAUGAGACGCUGGCACAACUGGCUCUCUUGAUAGCUUUCAUUUCCAUCACUCCUACCGGGCGACUUCGGGUGUGCAUCCCAUCUUGGUCGGAUAACUCGGGGACCGAGUCCUUGACGAACAAGCUUUUCACAGUGCAUGCACCACUCUGCUUCUUCGCUCAGAAACUGGCCACGCGUAGUUGGCAGUCUGGCAUCUCGCUCGAUUGUACACACAUCGCGGGAUGUCACAACGAUAGCGCUGACUUCUUGAGUAGAUGGAAAGGCGACUUGCAGGAACUCCCUUCCCGGUUCCACUUGGAUCAUCGGGUUCGAUGCCCACUCACAGUCUUGUGGGAGGGGGAGCGUGAUGUUCGGGUUUUCCCGCCAGAUGCUAAGCUGCUAUGGCAGCCGCCUGUAUCGUCCUUGAAUGCACAAAGCGCUUAA